UCUCAAUUUCUUCAUCGAGCACAUGUCCUGUGGUGCACAUGGAUGUCAAAGCAUUUUCAACAGUGUAAUUUCCCACAUGGCUUGGUCAGCCAAAGCAAAAUCAAGAAAUUGACAUUUGUACCGUAUGCGUGAUAAUGUUUGCACCAUCGUUGAAUAAAAUUCCAGUUUUACUUGUGAAGACAAUGUAUUGGUUUUAUUUGCAGGCAUUUAAGCUAUAACUCAUAUCAUAGUAGGCUGUGAAUAAAAAGUGCUGAUUUUCUUAGUUUAACACUUGCAUAAUGACUAAGUGGCAACCUAGCUCGUGAUUUGUCCACGCGCAAAUGUCGAAAAGUAUCCGUGGUAGUGUCAAAGUCAAAAUUAACAACUUUUGAAUUUAUUUUUUUAUUUUGACACUAGCUGUCCCGGCAAACUUUGUCUUGCCAAGCUGUGGUUGUUUGACAGCAGUUGAGGACAUCGCAGCAACGCACUCUAGAUUGAUUUCAUUUCAAUCACGCCAAAUUUCUUCCUGGUUCAUGAAAAAUCAGUAUUUUUACAUUCUUUAUAAUUCUUGAAUGAUUUUCGUAACUUUUUGUACAUAUAAACACAGCCACCAUGAAAACGAAUCUAACCGUGCAAGAGCCAUCCUAAUCGGUUCAGCCGUUUGUGAGUUUUGUUGCCUCAAAGGGAUUUCAAACUCAUUUUUAUAUAUAUAGAUUGCCUAAUGGUGUAGACAUUGACACACAAACAAAAGUUAUAAUAACUAUUGAUUCUGGAAUUUGGUACGGAUCGAUAGUUUUUCGAAAAUCGAAAAAAACGGAGAUUGCGUUCGGGCAAAUUCAAGACUUUCUUAUAUGGCGCUGUAGGGUUUGUACUGGCAUGCACUUUCUAUGUUUACAUUGAGUGUGUAGAUAGUGCGAAAUGAGCAGUUACGAAUGAGCGUGUAGAGAGACAGUUGCGAGGAAGUGGAGCGUCGGCGGACGGCGGACAGCGAACAUGUGGGAAGUGUGGUGAAUCCGACCGACCGGAGAAAAGCUUCUGGACUGGAGAGCUGGAGUUUGCCGUUGCGAGAGUUGCUUCCGGAAGUGGACCCUACAAUUGGCGACGAGGAUGGGAUGGAAGGCCUCGUAUACGAUGAAUGUUUUUUGGCCCCUUGAACGUGUUUGUUUUGAGAUGGCUUGCUGGCAGUUUGGUUGGUGUUGUGAUGAUGGGAGAAACGGUGCAACAAUUCGGCAGGUGAAGUUAAAAGAGGAAGUGUAAUUAUUUGCACGGAAUAGAUGACACAGUGUUUUGAAAAUGCAGGUGUUGAAGAAUAAUUUUUGGACAGCUCAUUGAGAGAGCGUGCUUGUAUGAUGUUUCAGUGGAGAAGUGUGAAUGCGCAUGGUACAAUUGGUAUUUACCUGAAUUUUUUUUUUUCAACCGUGGCGGGUUGCCGGUUGAAGAAAAUUUUAACCGUGGCGGGUGCCGGUUAAAAGAAUACAUGAGACCGUGGCGGGUGCCGGUCGAAGCAAAUUUAACUGUUGCGGGUGCCAGUUAAAAAGGACAAAAAGACCGUGGCGGGUGCCGGUCGAAAGAAAUUCAACUGUUGCGGGUGCCAGUUGAAAGGACAAUUGAGACCGUGGCGGGUGCCGGUUGAAAGGAAUUUAACCGUUGCGGGUGCCGGUUAUAAUCGAGGUUGCCGGUCGAAAGAAACAUUUGAUCGUUGCGGGUUGCCGAUCAAAGAGAAUGAUUAACCUUGAAACGAAACUCCCUGCAAGGGUGCUUGGGAGCAAGGUAGUGAUUCCAUGGCUUGGGGGAGCCUGGAAAAGGAUCCGUAAAUUCCUGCAAUCAGGUGACAUCGAGGUGUUGUGUUGUCAUGACUCAAGAGUGUGUUGAAUACACAAUAGUAGUUGGUAGCGGUUUUGGCAGUUCCUGUAACCACAACAUGGUAACAUUUCCAUGGUUGGGGGCGCAUGGAAAUAAAGUAAUUUGCUUUAGAAGCUCCUUCCUACCUGAAUAGGGUGCUUGGAAAUUGAGAAGUGCUUCUAUUACAUCUUGGAGAAAACCAGGGUAUAUUAGUGGAUCCAUGGAUUGGGAACAGGGUGAUGAUUGACUGGAUGAUGGAGAGGCGAUGCUUUGCAUGUUGUGUUUGAAGGCAGUGUAGUGUUUCCAUGGUUUGAGGAUGCCUCUAGGAAGAUUGAUCUGACUUAGAUAUUCCAAGUUGCGCUUGAGACUUUGAGAGCACUAGAAGUAAAUCGUUUUAUCGCCUGAUAGUUCUUGCGAGAGAUGUGCGGGCGUGAAUCAUUGUAUUCAAUGGUAUGAAAAUACUUGUAAUGGGUAAUACAUGUAUAUAAUGGAUCACUAAUGUUGGCGGUACCCCUCGUUGCGGCACGCAGAGAGUGAAGCAACUUACCGUUCCCUCGGACGAGUCGGUGUAAAGAUGCGGGUUGACAGAAUUCGUAUGUCACUGUCAGAAUUCGUUUAUCAGAACCUGUAUCAUGAAUCAGCAAUAAUAUUGAACUAUAUCCACGAGUGAGUUGUUGCAAUAGUUGGUUUUUCGAAAGUUUAAAUAUUGGAUUCCUAAGUAGCUCAUUAGUAGUCGUGCGUGAAUUAAAGCUGAAUUUAGGGUACGUUUUGCCUGAAAUGAAAACAUUAUACUCACCUUAACCUUGAAUCAUAUGAACACCUGUAGAUUUCCCGUUAAUUGAUGAUCGUCGAUAAGAUUGUCCUUCGCGGUAGAUUGUCCGCAGUUAGCAGUAAAACACUGAAAUUGUAAGAAGCCCCUCAUACUUACCCAAAGACAUUAUUAAUGAUUGACUUAAUAAAUUACAGCCUUGUAGCUGCUUAAUAGCAACUCACAAGACGGUGUUUUUUUCUGAAAUUGGGAACAAUCUACAAGGAAUUUCAUCCUAAGUUGGAUGAACGAUUGUUACCCGUCGGACGAUUCUGCUACGGAUUCGAGAACCGUGGAGGUCAGAGAGACGAUUCGCCAUCGAAGACAGCUUUCGUCGUAGUACGCCGAGCGUGGCGAAGCGAACCAACCGUGGAUCUUAACAACCGAAUGCGGCCCGGGACGGAAUACGGAGAGCAGCUAAGUGCAGUAGAUUUAGUGUGUAGCUUUCGUUGUUACCGCACCCAUCCGGUUGCGAAUCGCUCUACUAGUAGAUAAUUUAAUCAUAGUCAGAGUUAGAGUUAGUUCUGUCUCGCGGUCGCGAUGUCCGAGAAAAAUGUCAACGUUUCAACUCCGGGCGGUGAUAAGCAGUGUAAGAAGUGCGAUCGCGGUGAUAUCGAUGACAAUAUGGUGUGUUGCGACAUUUGUGAAGGAUGGGUACAUUUCCAGUGCGCCGGUGUUACUGAUUCCAUCGGAGAACCCGAUAGGAGUUGGAAAUGUAGUGCUUGUCUAGCCGACUGGAACGGUUCCUCGAAGUCUGAGGUCUCGUUCAACGAGUCGUCGGUUAGCAAGAGUAGUCGAGUUUCGCAGAGACUACAGCUCAGCCUUCAACUACUGGAAGAGCAACAGAAGCUGAAGAAGAAACGCGCUGCAGAGGAGUUAAAAAUCCGUAGAAUGGAAGAAGAGGCCAAGCUGAAGGCGAUGGACGACGAACAGGAGUUCUUAAAGCAGAAGUACGAGCUACUGAUGCAGAUCGGCGAGGAGAAGGAGUCUUCGAGCAGGAAAAGCGGCGUCAGCGUGAGAAGCAAGCGGGUUCAGCUGGAGAAGUGGCUAAAUAAGGGCUCCUCUGCAGAUGGAGUAGUUCCCCCGAGACCAUCAACGACUCAAGCGGGUUCGGCUUUCCCAUUACCCAUAGCCAGUGAGGUUGAAACCGGAGCAAAAGCAGCACCUACAUGCUCGAUCUCCAACACGAAGAAGUCGGCCGUUCCGCUCAACCAGGGAAUGUUGUAUGCGGAUCCGACAAUUCCAGUUCAGGGUGGUAGUGUGACAGCUUUGGCGCAAUCCUACGAACUACUAGCGACAACAGCAGUACCAGGAAGCGCAUCGUGUAACCCAACCACGCAUUCUGCAGUUCCAGAUAUAACGGUAUCAGCGGCUGCUGGGACUGUAUCAUCGUUAGCCCACGCAGUUCCAGCAAGUACUUCACCAGCAGAUACGGUGAGCAGGAGAGCGGAGAAAAUGAGCGCGACCCACCAUAUUACUUCCGGUACAGUACCGGUCUAUUCGUAUCCAGGAGUGAUUAGUAUGUCUUCGGCAGCAACCGUACCGAUGUCGGCCAACCCUCAUAUUUUCCACCGUACCUACGGAAAUCAUCUACAGUAUCCAGUUCCAACAACGAGUAAUCCUCCAUCACGAUUGCCCUGUUUCAUUCCAACAAAUCCAGUGUCACUACCGGUGGAAAAUCAACCAGUUUUGCAAAGUACAAGUUCUUUCCAGUAUCCCGCUGUUCCAGAAGCUACAUUGGCGCGGGGCCAAUCCAUAUGGUAUCCGGCAAACCCGGAAGUCGCAGCGUGUACAAGUUCGUCGUUCCACCCAAUUCCAUCUGUGGUUGAUGCGUCCUUCGGUAUUCAGGCCAACCCACGAGUUUUCCAUGGGAGUCAUGCGUCGGUUCCACAUCCGGUGAUAACAGAGGCGAUGGGGACCGGUUAUACGAGGAACAAUCCACCACUACAUUCAGUAGGACCAACAAGCGCUCAGUUAGCGGCACGACAAGUUAUGCCGCGUGAAUUGCCGAAGUUCAGUGGCGACCCCCAAGAGUGGCCGAUGUUCUACAGCUCCUUCACGAACACUACGGAAGUAUGCGGUUACACGGACGCCGAAAAUCUGGCCAGGCUGCAGCGCAGCUUAGGGGGUUCAGCACUGGAAGCAGUUCGCAGCCGUCUCCUGCUGCCUGCUUCCGUUCCAUUCGUAAUGAACACCCUGCAUAAGUUAUAUGGGCGCCCAGAAAUACUCAUAAACUCUCUACUGAAGAAAGUCAGAAAUGUUCCUUCUCCAAAAUCGGACAAUCUCAAUUCCAUCGUUGCGUACGGGUUGGCGAUACAAAAUCUCGUCGAUCAUAUCAUUCUUGCAGAUCAACAAGCGCACCUCGCAAAUCCAAUGCUGCUGCAGGAGUUGAUAGAGAAGCUUCCAACAUCCUUGAAAAUGCAGUGGGGCACGUACAAACAGCAGUGCGUGAACGUCAACUUGGCGACGUUCAACAGCUUUAUGUCGGGUUUAGUGAACCUAGUAUCCGAGCUAAGUAUCGAUGUGGAUUCAGCGCAAAAUCACCAGAAGCAUAAUCGAACCGAUAAGCCGAAGCAGAAGGAGAAACUUUUCACCCACAUGGGUGAGUCGUCAAGUGCAGCAACGAAGGAGAGCACAUGUGGGGAAUCUUCGUCGAAAGCCUGUUCAUACUGCGAUAAGGAUGGUCAUCAGAUCCUGAAUUGCUCGGGAUUCAAGGCUUUGGACAUUGGAGGACGCUGGAAGGCUGUUCGGCAGAAAAAUCUCUGCCGGUUGUGUUUGAUUCCGCAUCGGAAGUGGCCCUGCCGAUCGAAGAAAGAAUGCAAUGUGGAAGGAUGCCGCAUUAGGCAUCAUACGCUACUGCACAGUGUCCACAGUCAGAAUGCCGACAGUCGAAGUACGAACAUUGCAGUCCACCAAAACCACCACGGGACUAAAUCCUAUACGCUAUUCCGUUACCUUCCUGUAACAUUGUAUGGUAACGGGAAACAGGUAGACACUUUCGUAUUCCUGGAUGACGGGUCAUCGUCAACGUUGCUCGAAGCAGAAAUUGCAACACAGCUAGGUAUCGAGGGCGAACCAGACAGCCUUUGGCUGAGUUGGACUGGAAAGAUCGGUCGUCACGAGAAGGCCUCUAAGCGAAUAAGCGUGAAGAUUUCUGGAGCCAAUAAGGAGGAAAAAUAUUUACUAAACGACGUUCGGACGGUGCAAGAACUAGGACUUCCAAAUCAAACGUUGAACUACACGGAAUUAGCAAAGGCCUUCCCUCAUUUACAAGGGAUUCCCGUGGACAGUUAUAUCAACGCCAAGCCAGGCAUGAUUAUUGGGAUCGAACACGUACGGAUGAUAACCAGUUUAAGAAUUCGCGAAGGAGGCAACAAUGACCCAGUUGCCGCAAAAACCCGAUUAGGAUGGUGCGUGUACGGGAGAAAUUCUACGAGUGAAUCAGUGGAACAGUUACACGUACAUGUCGCCGAGUGUAUAAGUAAUACCGAACUGCACGAUUCCAUGCGAAAGUUUUUCGCGGUUGAAGAAGCCGUUGUUACGCAGCAAAUAGAAUCCGACGAGGACAAACGUGCACGAAGUAUUCUGGAAACGACUACUAUACGAAGGAAAGGUCGGAUGGAAGUUGGUCUGUUAUGGCGUAAAGACGACGUACGCUUUCCAGACAGCUAUCAAAUGGCUUUGAGCAGACUGAGAGGACUGGAGAAACGGUUGGCAAAGGAUUCGGUUCUACGAAAUAAAGUUAACGAGCAACUCGAGAGCUUUGUACGGAAACAGUAUGUCCGUGUAUUAUCCCCGGAAGAAUUGGAAAACACAGAUCCUUUCCGGAGAUGGUAUCUCCCUCUGGGAAUAGUUACGAAUCCUAAAAAACCAAACAAAAUUAGAAUGGUGUGGGAUGCAGCAGCAAAGGUCGGAGGAGUGGGCUUCAACGAUAUGUUGCUCAAAGGGCCAGACCUUCUCGUUCCGCUCGUGGAUGUACUUCUACGGUUCAGAGAAGGUAAGAUAGCCGUCUGCUCUGACAUCCGCGAAAUGUUUUUGAGAAUACUCAUACGGGAGGAAGACAGCCGUUCGCAGUGUUUCCUGUGGCGUAACAACCCGGAAGAAGAUGUACAGGUAUAUGUAAUCAACGUGGCUAUGUUUGGAGCAACCAGCUCGCCUUGUACGGCGCAAUAUGCGAAGAACAGAAAUGCCCUCGACUUUGCAGAAGAAUAUCCCAGAGCAGUAGACGCGAUCGUUAAAGGACACUACGUGGACGACUUCUUGGACAGUGUCAAUUCCGUGGAUGAAGCAGUUCAAUUAGUCACACAAGUUCAGAAUAUCCAUGCAUCCGCCGGAUUUCAUUUCGGAAAGAUUCUUUCAAACUCGUCGGAUGUUCUAGAUCGUCUGGGAGAGGCCAGUUCAUCAACCAUCAAGUCGCUGAACCUCGAUAAAGAUGCGGUCUACGAACGCGUUCUGGGAGUAGUGUGGAUUCCAUCUGCCGACCACUUCACCUUUGAUCGGACAGGACUUGAAGAAGUUCUGGGAAGCAAUCCGGCGGCGCCUACCAAAAGGCAAGUACUCCGAACAGUAAUGAAGCUGUAUGACCCCUUGGGCUUUGUCGCGCAUUUUGUUGUACAUGGCAAAAUUUUGAUGCAGGAGAUCUGGCGGUCGGGGACAAAUUGGGACGAACCUAUAGCAGAACAUCUACGAGAACUAUGGAUUAAGUGGAUUGCACUUUACGAAAGCAUCAAUGAAGUAGCAAUUCCUCGCUGCUUCUUCGGAGACCUUCAGCCGCAACACGUAGAUGAAAUUGAAAUUCACGUGUUCACGGAUGCAAGUAUAGCGGCGUGCGCAUGCGUAGCCUAUUUGAGAAUGGCGCACAACGGAGGUAGCUGGUGUUCAAUGAUAGCUGCAAAAACCAAGGUAGCGCCCCUUCGGACACUUUCAGUCCCUCGGCUGGAGCUCCAAGCUGCCAUGAUGGGAGCGCGUCUGCUGCAAAACAUCUGUACGGCUCUCACUCUCAAUAUUCGGAGGCGAUUCUUGUGGACUGAUUCAUCUACAGUUUUGGCGUGGAUUCGGUCGGACGGUAGGCGAUAUCACCAGUUUGUCUCUUUCCGUGUUGGCGAAAUUCUUUCGCUCACUAGCGUUGAUGAAUGGAAUUAUGUUCCGUCGAAAAUGAACGUUGCUGAUGACGCCACUAAGUGGAACGCUGGCCCAUCCUUCGAUCCUGAUAGCCGAUGGUUUAAGGGUCCAUAUUUCCUGCGAGAGCCGAAGGAGCGGUGGCCGAGGGAACCAGCAAAAGAGGUAUCCAGAACCGAGGCAGCGAGCGAAGAGUCUGUAAUGAACUACGACAGCAGUUUUAUGUACCGAAGCUUCGGGUACUCGUACGGAAAGUGA
This is a messenger RNA of Aedes albopictus (Asian tiger mosquito), 8005 nucleotides long. RefSeq lists its product as uncharacterized. Bases 3170 to 8005 code for a protein of 1611 amino acids. The transcript is spliced from 3 exons. NCBI's taxonomy places the organism in Eukaryota, Metazoa, Arthropoda, Insecta, Diptera, Culicidae. The record is from RefSeq and is a predicted model, not a curated record.